AUGAGACUCCUGCGCGGCACCCGCUGCCACCAUGCUCGCCGCAUAUACUCCCCUCUCCUCCCGCUCCGCAGAACCUACGCCAUCUCGGCCGCACCACCCAGCCAAGGCGAGCGAUUCAUUCCGCUCAAGACGACAUCGAUCCAACACGCACCUUCAGAAGUGAAGACAUCUCCCACGGCUUUCCUAGAGCAUGUGCGCUCCCCAACCUCCGGACCGUUAUUGUUCAAAGGCGGCAUCGGCGACGAAGGCCUCCCUCGGUCGUCAGAAAACAGCCGCGCGGACACGCUGCUCAAAGCACUGCGCGCAGACGGCGACCGCCGCGUCGAGGUGGAGGUCGGCAGGUACGAUCGGCCAGAGUCCGGGUCCGCCGGCGGUCGGUUCGAAGUUCCGCUCGGUGUAUACUUGGACUGGAUGACCAGCGCCGCACCAGCCGAAAAAGAGCAGGCGCAGCUGUACUUGGCCCAAUGGCGCGCGUGUGAAGAGGUCCCCGGGCUGUCGGAGAUGGUGCGGAGGCCGGGCGUGCUCGCCGCGCUGCUGGGACAGGGGUCGGUGGACUUGUACCAGGAGAGCUUCUUCGUGGGGCGUGGUGCGACUGUCACGCCAAUCCACCGGGAUCCGUACCACAACGUCUUCUCCCUCCUCGCGUCGUCGGCUCCAGAUGCGCACGGCAAACACUUCCUGAUCUUCCCGCCAUCCAUGAACGAGGUGCUCACCGAUGCCACGUUCUCGCGCAACACUGCCCGCCUCGAUGUCGUGCUUCGUCGGACCCCUGGAGCGAUGGACGGUUUCGACGCUGUGCUGGACGCAAAUUCCGCGCCGAGACGAGUAUCGGAGGCGGUGUUGGACAAUGGGGGCGCGCUGAGUUGUGUGCUGCGGGAGGGGGACACGCUGUUCAUCCCGCGCGGGUGGUGGCAUCGGGUCGAGAACGUCGAGGUUGAUGGAAAUUCCGGGCCGAAAGCGGAGGAUCAUGAAAAGCGCAAGGGGUGGACCGCGGGCGUAGGCUGGUGGUUCUUGUCGCGGAGCGAGUGA
Molecule: messenger RNA, 1029 nt
Organism: Epithele typhae
Lineage: Eukaryota; Fungi; Basidiomycota; Agaricomycetes; Polyporales; Epitheliaceae
Product: Clavaminate synthase-like protein
Exons: 3
Coding region: 1-1029 (342 amino acids)
Molecular function (GO): 2-oxoglutarate-dependent dioxygenase activity
Source: RefSeq, a predicted model, not a curated record